Messenger RNA from Uranotaenia lowii, 1174 nucleotides. RefSeq lists its product as uncharacterized. The record is from RefSeq and is a predicted model, not a curated record. NCBI's taxonomy places the organism in Eukaryota, Metazoa, Arthropoda, Insecta, Diptera, Culicidae. The coding region runs from base 278 to 970 and encodes 230 amino acids. The transcript has a single exon.
GGUUCAAUUAUGCGCGUCCGACAACCGGGAUCAUCAGUUCAGGUAGUGCCGCUCGCGAGGCAACACGUGAAUCCUGGAAACUGCUCUUGAUUGAUUGGAACAAGUUGCGUUUUGGAAAAGUGUUUACUAAAAAAAAUUGUUCUCUGAAAAGUUUGUGGUGAACUUUUGUUGAACAUGUGUGGACUUUAACAAUGGAAAACUGAGUAUUACUUUCUAGUGCUUUAGUGUAUAAGGACUAUCAUCCAAAGACCCCCAAAUCUAGUGUAAGCUUGUCACAAUGCCAAAAACCGUCCCAAAGAGUGCGAACGUAAAUCAUGAUCUCGCAGGUGGUCCGGGGCCACGUGGUGGAGACUCGGACCCAGUAGUCCCAUCACCAAAUAACAGAACCGGAACCGGAAGAUCCGGUCUCAAACGUAACCGCAGGGAGCUGGAACCAAAUGAGGAAACCACUGAUCGCAGACAGCCGGAAGGUGGAUCCUCCCCCAAAAGACGACCAAAUCAUUCCGAUGAACCAUAUCGCCAAAGAAGACCGGACCAAGGAAUAAUACCUCCAGCAGCAGUAGUACCCCCAUCCCAAAACAACUUCAGAAUCAACCUCGCAGUACCGAAUCACCAUCAGCAUCCUCCCUCGCCGCCGAUUUCGCCGCCUAGCGCCGAAGAUCCUCGAUCCAACUUCCUACUGCAAGCCCUUCGAAGAAUCCAGGAGCUGCAGGACGAAAUCGAGUUCCUGGAAAACGAUCCCUACGCCGAGGAUGCUGACGACAACUCCUCGGACGAUAGUGAUGAAUUUGUUGAACUGCAGCCGGAAAUGAUCGUAGGGCGCCAGGCUGAAGCUGUAGGGUUUGCCGUUUGCGCCCGAGAAACGAUGGCGUUCCUGGAAAGGGAAGGAGUUGCCGCCGAUUCACCGAUGAUGGCCACCCUUAGGAAUCGACUUAUCGGUCGAUGUGAGCGGAAUAUGACCCAAGUCUAAUAGAGUGAUUCGGAUAGUCACUUUUCCGAAGCAGAGUGUGGGUGAAUGUAUGUUGGGUGAAGCAAUUCUAGUCAGAAUUAUAGAGUGUAAGGUCAAGCUGUUUUCCAUCUCAGUUCGCAGAUGGAAGUUCAUUCUAGUCACCCCUUUCGUUGUGUCUCAUCAACGAACUACUUAGCUUUGUAAGAAAACCAAAGUGUAUUAAUU